Molecule: messenger RNA, 1347 nt
Organism: Aaosphaeria arxii CBS 175.79
Lineage: Eukaryota; Fungi; Ascomycota; Dothideomycetes; Pleosporales
Exons: 2
Coding region: 85-990 (301 amino acids)
Source: RefSeq, a predicted model, not a curated record
UUACUUAUCUUUGACCAACACGACAACUCACAAUGCAUCAUCUACUAUUAUCGGGAUACAGAUUGAUCAAGAGCGCAACUAACCAUGGAGCCAAAGAUUGCUCACAUCAAGAAUGAGGCUCUCUCAACCCUUCUCCAUCGCGCAGCCCUAAUUCUCUGUUGUGCCAUUCUCGCUAUUGUUCUGUUCUCCAACUUUUUAGAACGAUGGUUAUUAGCAAGAAUGUAUCCAGCUAUCUGGGAAAAGUUGUCCAACGGCAACAACGAGAGACGUCGCCGCUCUUUUACUUAUUUGCACAUUGGUGUGUUCAUCAUGGCAUUGCUCAUCAUCUUUGGCGCCUAUCCAGUCUUCAGAUUCCUCCUUCGCGAUGUUCGACUUUCUUCUAUGCUCUUCGAAAACACCACCUACGGCGACUAUAUGUUAGUCCUUUCACAAAUCUACAGCGCCUAUUACCUCUUCGAAGUGUGUUUCCGGACUAGAUUUGCCAGUGCCAUCAGCAUCGCACAUCACGCCGGCCUGUUGAUAGUCAUCCAGACCGCCCUGGCUCUUUUUGGAGAUUUGCGCAAGCAUCCAGAAGCAAUCUUGGAGUUCUAUAUGUGCAUGGUGUGGGGUGCUUUCGAUGUGAUUGUUGAGCUACCUCUGUACACGUUCAUGAUAAUCUGGCGUGUCAAAUGCAACGAUCAUCGGUUAUUGUCCCGAAUGGCGUACGCUUGCUGCGUCUGGGUCAUGUUGGGUGCAACUACUGAAACCGCAAUCACUAUCUGGCUUCUCAAGCGCUCGUGGUCUCGUUGGGGUCUAUCAUGCCGUAUUCUCCUUCCUCUAGUGUUCUCCCUCUGGAUCUCCACGCAACUCUAUGGCGCCUAUAGGAUCUACUGCAUGGCUCGAAGCAAGGCACAGUUGGCGAGUCCGCGUGACGAGGAACAGCAAAGCCCUGGUUAUGGUCAGGUGCUGGGAGGUGGAAACAACAACUUGGUCGCACGACCCAAGGCAUAAUUCUUUCGUAACGUUACAGAUGCUGAAAGGAAAGUGCUAGUCAUAAAGAUCUCACAUGUAAAUAGGCCUGAGUAGAAAUCACCAAUUUCUGGGACUGGACAAUUUGGGAAUCGUUUGAAUGUACAAUACUUCUUCUCAUUUGUGAAUGACUUCAUUUUUCGUCAUGGUUUCGUCCCUAUGUUUGUAUGCUGGUUGCUUUUUCCGCCAUGUCUGUAUACAAUGAGUAUACUAGCGCUUUGAGCGGCAGCACUAUGUUGUGGACGCGCAAUGGCCCGCGCUUCAGUUUACCAGUUCAAGAAUAGGUGACGCGCUAGCUAUAAAUACUGCAACUCCCUAGAAGCAUCAUCCAGAUUUCAG